Adineta ricciae is the source of this 264-nucleotide messenger RNA. The record is from the annotation of a GenBank genome assembly. Lineage: Eukaryota; Metazoa; Rotifera; Eurotatoria; Adinetida; Adinetidae.
AUGGAAUCUUGGCAACAUUGGUUUACCAUAAACAAACAGCUCAACUAUAUGUCGUGCCAUUUAAAUCGGAUCAUCCUAAGCAUAUAUUCAAGAAUAUCAUCAGCACUUCUGGGGAUUAUUGGUAUUGGUGGUAUUGGUAUUGAUCGGUAUUGGUAUUGGUGGUAUUGGUAUUGGUCGGUAUUGGUAUUGGUAUUGGUAUUGGUAUUGGUAUUGGUAUUGGUAUUGGUCGGUAUUGGUGGUAUUGGUAUUGGUAAUCAUAAAUAA